Messenger RNA from Gekko japonicus, 897 nucleotides. RefSeq names its product zinc finger protein 436-like. Gene Ontology annotation, molecular function: RNA polymerase II cis-regulatory region sequence-specific DNA binding; DNA-binding transcription factor activity. The transcript has a single exon. Lineage: Eukaryota; Metazoa; Chordata; Lepidosauria; Squamata; Gekkonidae. The record is from RefSeq and is a predicted model, not a curated record. Gene Ontology annotation, biological process: regulation of transcription by RNA polymerase II. Bases 1 to 897 code for a protein of 298 amino acids.
AUGAGUGACAGUCUUCAAUAUCAUCAAAGAACCCACACAGGGGAGAAAACAUUUGAAUGCUCAGAGUGUGGAAAGAGAUUCAGUCACAGUGGCAGUCUUCAAUAUCAUCAGAGAACCCACACAGGGGAGAAACCUUUUGAAUGCUCAGAGUGUGGAAAGAGGUUCAGUCGCAGUAGCCAUCUUCAGCAGCAUCAGAGAACCCACACAGGGGAGAAACCUUUUGAAUGCUCAGAGUGUGGAAAGAGAUUCAGUAGGAGUGGCAAUCUUCAGCAGCAUCAGAGAACCCACACAGGGGAGAAACCUUUUGAAUGCUCAGAGUGUGGAAAGAGGUUCAGUCAGAGUGGCCAUCUUCAAUAUCAUCAAAGAACCCACACAGAGGAGAAACCUUUUGAAUGCUUUGACUGUGGAAAGAGAUUCAGUCUUAGCAGCGAUCUUCAGUACCAUCAGAGAACUCACACGGGAGAGAAACCUUUUGAAUGCUCAGAGUGUGGAAAAAGUUUCAGUCAGAGUGGCCAUCUUCAACGGCAUCAGAGAAUCCACACAGGGGAGAAACCUUUUGAAUGCUCACAGUGUGGAAAGAGAUUCAGUGAGAGUGGCUCUCUUCAAAGGCAUCACAGAACCCACACAGGGGAGAAACCUUUUGAAUGCUCAGGGUGUGGAAAGAGAUUCAGUCAGAGUGUCAACCUUCAACAGCAUCAGAGAACACACAGAGGGGAGAAACCUUUUGAAUGCCCAGAGUGUAGAAAGAGUUUUAAUCAGAGUAGCCAUCUUCAGCAGCAUCAAAAAACCCACUCAGGGGAGAAACCUUUUGAAUGCUCAGAAUGCGGAAAGAGAUUCAGUCAGAAUGGCCAUCUUCAACGGCAUCGGAGACUCCACACAGGGGAGAAACCUUUUUGA